AUGGUGUACCCCCUGGAUCAGGCUAUUGGCCUCUUUGUGGCCAUCUUCCACAAGUACUUGGGCAGGGAAGGCGACAAGAACACCCUGAGCAAGAAGGACUUGAAGUUGCUGAUCCAGAAAGAGUUCACCAUUGGCCCAAAGGUGCAGGAUACUGAAAUUGCAAAGCUCAUGGAUGACCUGGACUGGAACAAGGACCAGGUGGUAAACUUCCAGGAUUAUGUCACCCUGAUUUUCAUCUACAAUGAUGCCCUUAAGGGCUGA
Molecule: messenger RNA, 261 nt
Organism: Prionailurus viverrinus (fishing cat)
Lineage: Eukaryota; Metazoa; Chordata; Mammalia; Carnivora; Felidae
Product: protein S100-A6-like
Exons: 1
Coding region: 1-261 (86 amino acids)
Cellular component (GO): perinuclear region of cytoplasm; nucleus; cytoplasm
Molecular function (GO): S100 protein binding; calcium ion binding
Source: RefSeq, a predicted model, not a curated record